Messenger RNA from Ilex paraguariensis (yerba mate), 738 nucleotides. The record is from the annotation of a GenBank genome assembly. NCBI's taxonomy places the organism in Eukaryota, Viridiplantae, Streptophyta, Magnoliopsida, Aquifoliales, Aquifoliaceae.
CAGCGAAAAGGAGUAAAUCCUAUUGCAGGGGUUGAUGCAGUGUUGCAGAUGAAUCAGUCUGAACCAAAUGUAGUACAGGAUUUGACCAAGCAACAAGUUCAUCAAGGUGAGGAAUUGCGGUCGGUCGCAGACGUUGGUGUAGUGAUUCAGAAGGAUCAAAACACAACUGCUCAGGAACAGAAUUUAUUUCAAGCACAUGGAGAGCAUGAGUUGCAAGAUUUGGAUAAUUUAAAUGCCACCAAAACAGUCUCUAACGAGAUUUCAUCACCAUCAGAUUUGAUGCAGAAUAUUUCUCAAGUCCAAACUUCUUAUGGAAUGCAAGAUAAGAUUAAUCAUUCGAAGGUAAUCAGCCCAACUGUUAAUGAGAUUUGCUCUAUGUCAGAGGUACAAAUUUGUAAUGAAAAGCACAGUUCACCACUUCUCUGUCAACUAAAUAGGCAGUCAUCUACUUCUCUGUUGGACUCUUCCUUUUUAAUUGACCGUAAUUAUGAGAAAAGAAAUGCAGAUGGAUUAUCUAUGGAUGAUGAGAGGGGUUUGCUGAGAAAUCCAGAUCCUCCAGAUAGGGGUUUUGAUUCAGAAAAUGAUAUACCCAAUAGUGCAGAUAGCCUUGAGAUUUUUUCUCCCAGUUCCCAAGUUGAAUUUCGUUCAGACGGUAUUCAUUCAGAGGAUGCAAAUCCUCCUGGUGUGGUUACUAGAUCUAAAUCUAGGGGUUUGGCCUUCACUUCAUCUUCUCAAUGA